This is a messenger RNA of Colletotrichum higginsianum IMI 349063, 579 nucleotides long. Its product is annotated as Pro-kumamolisin. Gene Ontology annotation, molecular function: serine-type endopeptidase activity. Gene Ontology annotation, biological process: proteolysis. The coding region runs from base 1 to 579 and encodes 192 amino acids. The record is from RefSeq and is a predicted model, not a curated record. The transcript is spliced from 3 exons. NCBI's taxonomy places the organism in Eukaryota, Fungi, Ascomycota, Sordariomycetes, Glomerellales, Glomerellaceae.
AUGGCCACCGAGGAGUGCGAGUGCCUCCGGGGCGGCGCCGGCGACACCGUCUUCAUGCCGACCUUCGCCGGCAACUGCCCCUACGUGCUGUCCGUCGGCGCCACUGAGCUGAACCGUGGCUCGAGCAACUCGACGCCCUCUGCUCACGAACGGCCGCUGCACGAGGUUGCGUCCGUCCGUCCGCAUCUCCAGCGGCGGCGGCUUCAGCAACGUGUUUCCUACUCCCGACUACCAGAAGAAGGCAGUGCGGCAGUACCUGGACACUGCGGCCCCCGACCUACCGUUUACGGGGUACGGGCAGCCGGUAAAGGACGGCGACUUCACCGACGUCCGUCCGCAGUGGCGUGUACAGCCGCGUCGGCCGCGGGUUCCCCGACGUCGCUGCUGUGGGGGAUAGGGCCAUCCUGGUAUCGGGCGGAAAGUGUUCGACUCUCGCAUAUGAGUGACCUUGCUCAAGUACGCCCACCCAGAGGUUUCCAACGUUAUCAUCGAAGGGAGCAACCCUGGAUGCAACUCGACCGGCUUCACGGCGGCCAAGGGCUGAGAUCCCGUUGCGGGACUUGGCUCUCCCAACUUUAA